This is a messenger RNA of Salvia hispanica, 1607 nucleotides long. RefSeq lists its product as uncharacterized. The record is from RefSeq and is a predicted model, not a curated record. NCBI's taxonomy places the organism in Eukaryota, Viridiplantae, Streptophyta, Magnoliopsida, Lamiales, Lamiaceae.
GGUUCUCUUCAAACUUAUGCAUACUAUACUAUACUAUACUCUACUCGAAUCGCCUGUGCGUUCGCUCAAAUUAAAGUUCAAAUCAUACUCAAAUUAAGGAGUUUUGCUCGCGGCGCGGCAAAGGAAUUAAACAAGAUACCUUUUUUUGCCUUGCUUCUGUUGCCUUUCUCUUUAUUCCUUUCUUUUUCCGAAGGAAAUCUUCAGUUCAAAAGUCCUAAGAAAAGGGGGGAGCAAAAGGCCUUUUCUGCCUCUUUAUCUUCUUCAGCAAUACCAGCGAAUUUUUGAUUGUGAUGCGACAUGAAGUCUUCCUGUAUACUUCCCUUAUCAGAUCCUAAAAGCAGAUGGCUAAGCAGCCUUAUCAUAAGCAUCUCUUUGGUUUGUGGUGUUUACUUGGUUAGAAGUGCAUGGCUGAGGAAAGAUUUCAUCAAGUUUUCACCUGUAUUUGGGCAGAAGACCGUAGAUCAAGAUACAAUUUCUCAUGAAUGCAAGGAUAAUUGGCGACCCAUGGGCACUGAAGCUUUGCCAAAAGGAAUUGUUUCAGUUUCGUCAAACUUGGAAAUGCAUCCGUUGUGGGGACCUGUUUCUGAGCAUAACAAAUCACAUCAGCCAACAGGUUUGCUGGCCAUGGCAGUUGGGAUAGAUCAAAAGGGAGUAGUAAACCAAAUAGUUAAAAAGUUUCUGGAAAAUGAUUUUGUUGUGAUGCUUUUUCAUUACGAUGGGGUUGUGGAAAAAUGGAAUGAUUUGGAAUGGAGUGACAGGGCCAUUCAUGUCUCUGUUGUAAACCAAACAAAAUGGUGGUUUGCCAAACGGUUCCUACAUCCGGAUAUUGUUGAUGAUUAUGAGUAUAUAUUUCUGUGGGAUGAGGACCUCAAACUUGACAAUUUUCAUCCAGCACGGUAUCUAUCUAUAGUCAAGGAAGAAGGUCUCGAAAUAUCCCAGCCUGCUCUUGAUCCUGGUAAAUCUGAGGUGCAUCAUCCGAUUACCGUACGCAGACAGAGGUCAAGGUGUCACAGGAGAUACUAUAAGUUUAAAGGUGGUGGAAGGUGUGAUGAAAACAGUACAGCUCCCCCGUGUGUUGGCUGGGUGGAAUUGAUGGCACCUGUUUUCACGAGAGCGGCCUGGCGUUGUGUUUGGCAUUUAAUACAGAAUGACUUAAUCCAUGCUUGGGGCCUGGAUAGGCAACUUGGUUAUUGUGCGCAGGGUGAUCGGACUGUUAAAGUUGGUGUGGUUGAUGAGGAGUAUAUUGUUCAUCUCGGUCUCCCUACUCUUGGUGGCUUUUUGGAUAGAAGUAAGGAAAAGGCCGAGUUGGGUGAUCAAUCUUCUCGUUCUAAGAGUUUGUCAGAUUCAGAGUCAUUGGAAGGUGAUAUGUACAAAUUUGAUAACCGGUCUGCAGUGCGGCUACGAUCCUAUAUUGAAAUGGGUAUGUUUAGGGAUAGGUGGAAUAAAGCUGUUAAUGAAGACGAAUGCUGGGUCGACCCGUUCAAACAGCCAGCCUGCACAACAAAAUGUUAGUUUUGUACAGACCUAGAGUAGAAUCAUUUUGUGAACAUGAUUUUAACUUUUUCUCCUUGUUUGGUGAGUUGAAAAGAAGUGGUUUGUUGUUGUCA